CAUGAGUUUUGACUGCGCACUCCAUGGCGGUGUCCUCCAUGGUGUCAUUGUAGGGAGGUUGAAUAUCAAUAAAAUAAGAACUAGCUCUUCAUAACCAUGACUGGUUAUACAGCAGAUGAAAAGCUCCGCGUAGAGCAGAUUUCAAACCUCAGGAGGAAAUGGCUGAAGGACCAAGAGCUCAGUCCCAGAGAGCCGGUGCUGCCAAAGACAGCACUCGGGCCUGUGGCGAAAUUCUGGGCUGGCUUUCUGGAACCGAAGACCCUGUGGAGGCUUUACGUGAGUUCAUCAUUUUGACAUUUUCUUGUAAUAUAUCUCAACAAACAACACUGUGUGAAUUGGUUUAGAAUGACUAACUAGCUAGCGUUUGUGAUAGCUACGUGCUAUGUUUUUGUUUGGAGACGUCGGGUGUUACUCUUUACUAGCUAGCCUACUAGCUAGCCUAGCCAGUUGCAUGGGUCGUCACUAGUUACCAUAGUUGCAUGUUUACACUCUCGUGACAGACAGGUUGUGAUGCCAGUCCGCAUCUGUGCCAGUGCCAACCUGAAUGUAACAUAGCUACUGGCAUGUUGCUAACUAGUACUGAGAAAACUGCAUCAACUGUUAUCAGCAAGAAAUCAACAAAACCAGAUACCACCUGUUAACAUUUUGUGACACACGUCCCUAUUGUGUUGCUUUCUUUCCAGACCUACAAAGUCUACACUGGUGGAGUGUUCACCUUGACCCGGUUGCUGAUCCCUGCCUGGGUUGUACAUUAUUACGUGAAGUAUCAUGUUGCUGUAAGUUCAAUCAAUUCAACACCAACAAUACUGUUGUCUUUUCAUUCAUGUAGUAACGUUGUUGUUAGGCAACACUGUUCCUGGAGUGUUGCAGGUACUUCAGGAUUUUGGCCCUACCAGACACCACCGGAUUCUUCCAACCACCUCACAGGCCUAAUUGGUUCAAUUCAACACACCUGGCCUCCCAGGUCUAAAUCAAACAUGAAAUGCCAGGCUGAGUCACUCCAGAACCAGCGUUGCUAAUGCCUACCCCUGACCUAGGCCUAGACGGACUGGUCUUGAUUUAAAAGGCUGAGACCUAAUGGUCAAGAGGACUGAUCAUGUGUUUGACCUUAUAGCUACACUUGGCUUUUCAAAGUUUAUUGUGCUCCGAUUUAUGAAAUGUUAUUAUACAGUAGUGGAUUGCAGGUUUGAGCCCUGUGUGUUGGUGUUCAUUCACUAUACCUGCUCUAUCGAAAGUUGUAUCAUGCAUGUGUCAUAGAGUCUUCAAUUCAAUCUAAAGCAUUGACCUGUACUGCUUGUGUGUUUGUCACAGAAAAGGCCCUAUGGCAUCGUGGAGCUGAAGCCCAGACUGUUCCCUGUAAGUACAUAUCAUGUGUUGUUAUAGGAACAUGAUUAAGCCUAGUCCUCGACAAAAAAGCACAUACAAUGAAGAAUCUCCAUUGUAAGUGCUUUUUAGUCCAGAACUGCGAUUAAUCUGUGUCUGUGAAACUGGCUCUUAGUGUUACACAGUGGAUUCACUGCCCACUGGGCAAAAACUGGUUGAAUCAACAUUGUUUCCAUGUCAUUUCAACAACAAAAAUUCAAAUGUUAUGAUGUUCAAUCAACAUGGAAAACUGAUUGGUUUUGCAAAAAGUCAUUAACGUAAGGGAAUUUCAUAUUUUUUUAACCUAAAUGACUGGGUGACAUUUUUGGUUGAUUUCACAUUGAAUUCACGUUAGCUGACAACUCAACCGACUGUAAAUCAAAACUAGAUGUUGAACUGACAUCAGUGCCCAGUGGGUGGGCUGUAUUGCUUAUAUAUUUAUUUACACAAAUGCAUGUGCCACAAUGGUGCAGUUUACAGUAAAGAAAACUGAAUUGCAGUGCGGCUUACAUAAAAUAAGCUGCACUGAAAUUGUGGCCUACUACGGUAACAUAAAAUAAUAUAUGCCAUUUAGCUGACGCUUUUAUCCAGGCGACUUAGUCAUGCGUGCAUUUUGCAUAUGCGCAGUCCUGGGAAUUGAACCCACUACCCUGGCGUUUCAAUAGUCACGCUCUACCAACUGAGCUACAAAGGACCACAAAAGCCCUGGAUGCCCAGACAGCUUUCCUAGACUUUGUAAUGAAAGAGUAAGGACAUCUAGCAUCUGACUCUUUUUCAUUAUCCCUGUCUUGUGUUCAGGGCGACACCAUCUUGGAGACGGGAGAGGUUGUUCCAGACCUCCCAGAGAGCCAUGGUCACCACUGAAGAAGACGCAGUUGAAAGAAUGACACAAUGUCUUUUUGUCCCUACCCUGUUGUAAAAACUUUAUGUAUAUGUCAUUAAAUAAUAUUUACAAUACAAAUACAUCUCUGACAUGUCUAUUUGGUCAAAAGAUUGGGGAAAAGAGUGCUGCAUUUAUUUGAGUAAUUCACAUCUGGUGUCCAAAACAAGAGCUUUGCAAACAAUUUGACACAAUUAACCAAUAGUGUAACCAAACUCACAAUCAUAGUUGAGGUUUGUAUAUUAUGGAUGGCUAUGGUUUAUUAGUAUACUACUGUCUAAUUUAUGUCCAGUUUAGGUUAAUUUCAAGCUAAUUCACCCUCUGUGUUAAAAGUUCCUGUCAAUAGGUGGCGCACGAGACCAUAAAAGUACUUCCUGCCAAAGCGGAAGGUAAACACCCUCCAGUAUACCAUAAUCCUUUGCGUAUGAAAUAUAUUUUUUAGCGUUACGUCACGGUAUGAAACAGGAGGCCAAAGAGUGUGGGAACAAACUAAUUAAUUUACUUCUGUUUAGUACAUAUGGAAAUAAUAAAAUAUGUAAACAUUAUGAGAGGUCUUGAGUGUUGUCGCCGACAGAAGGAUUCCUAGACAUUUGCCUCGGAUCCCCGGCUUUUUUUUCUGGUAAGCAAAGGGCCGAAAGAUGGCUAGCUAAAAGCUAGCUUGCUAAUUUACCAAAGAUGUCAUUCAUCACAAUUCAGAUUUACAAACAUGUCAUGAAUAACAGUAUAUAAUUACUUGUCAGGAUUAUCGGUCAGAGAUUGGGGCCAAAGUCAACCAUUAUGAGUGUCCACUGUCCAACCUUAGAUGAGUCAGAACGGCUAGCUGCUAAAAAAGUUAACUAUCGAGCUAGCUAACAUUAACCUUUCCAAGUAAAAGACAAGUUCAGGUAAUAUACAUGGGAAAUUAUUGGGCUUUAUUAUAAUUUCAUGACUGUGGUGGGGUAAUUGUAAAAUUCUGUGGAAAUUGAUUGACACUCAUUUUGCCAUCUGUGGUCAAUGUGGCUGAAUGGCAUUGACACAGUCAGCUGUGACCCCUGUACAUUCUUUAUAUUAUUAUUAUAGUUUUCUGAUGAUGUAACACAUUGGAUAAUGACAACAUGUUUAGAUGCUUAUCUUGCAAAAUUCUUCCCUGUUUGCAGGUUGAAUUAAUACCUUUGAAAUGAUGUGUAAGGUUGUGUAGAUGAAAUAGUUGUCUCUGCAUCUGCCAAUGGGCCUGACUAGUGACAGUAUAACAUCAAUAAAGUUUUGAACAAAGUCA
This is a messenger RNA of Coregonus sp. 'balchen', 3497 nucleotides long. Lineage: Eukaryota; Metazoa; Chordata; Actinopteri; Salmoniformes; Salmonidae. The record is from the annotation of a GenBank genome assembly.